AUGGAAAAUAAGCAGCCGCUUUGGGAAGGUCAAGAUUGCGCACUUUGCUAUUGCGCCAUCGGCCAGACAGAUGCCGGCCGGCGAAUGCGCUGUGGAUGCUGGCUUCAUUUUGAGUGCCUCGGUCAUGGACUGAAGGUGCUCAUAAACGAGCACACCGUGGAUGAUCAGCGCAUGAGCACCUGCCCCGCAGCCUGCGGCCGGCCACUGGGCCGAAUCAUGCCACCCGGCGUGAUUCACAGAGCCGUUGGCGACGAGCUCUUUGCCAAGUACCUGGAUUUGCGUGUAGAGGUCCAGUGGCAGAAGGAAGCAAUGGACUCCGGAAAACUGGUGGCGAAAUGCCCUGGCUGCAGCUUCCUGGUUCUCUGCAACGAGCUUGAGGAGAUGAGCUCCAUCAAGUGCUUGCGGAAAGGCUGCAUCGUGGAUCGCUUUUGUGCACUUUGUGGCAUGGCACCACAUCGGCCCUGGACUUGCAAACAGCGUGCGCUUCAGGACGCCGUGCCGCAGGCACGCAAGAGAAUCGAAGAGGCACUGGUGGAAGCGCUGCACAGAAGGUGUCCCGGAUGUGCAGUGCCUACGGAGCGGACGGAUGCAUGCUGCCACAUGACUUGUUCCAGCUGCAGAACCGAAUUUAGUUGGGUAUGUGGCAUGAAGUAUAGCCACUGCCGCGCGAACCAUCCGUGCUUGAACGGUGCUAUCUAUUUGCACGCGAUGCCGCAGCUCGUUGCCAUCUUGGCACAGCGUGGGCUGGCAGCAUCGGACCGCAACGGAAGCGACCUCUUUCUGGAGUUGCGCUGCAUCUACUUGCUCUCGCAAGUCCGGGCGGAAGUGGGCGAAGAAGCCUGGAAGAGAACGCGUGUGGAGCAUCCCGAACUUCUCACGGAUGUGAUCCGGAGUUCAUGGAGCAUUCCUUGGAAUGAAAUUGGGAAUGUGCGGCGGCUGACGAAACUGCUGCCUUAUGCCUUUCCAGCGUUUGCGAAAACUGCCCGGUCGGACCGUGGCGCUGAGGUGAAGCCCCGGCUGCUCUCUGUGUUGGACGAGAUGAUGUGA
Messenger RNA from Symbiodinium sp. CCMP2456, 1047 nucleotides. The record is from the annotation of a GenBank genome assembly. Lineage: Eukaryota; Dinophyceae; Suessiales; Symbiodiniaceae.